GGUGGUGCCCAUAGCAAACACUGGAACUCCGGCCUAUUGCAUCCUGCGCUCCACUGCAGGAGAGCUCCACAUUGUGUACUGCGUCUGCGAGCAGAGCUACCGGGAGACCUGAAAUAACCGCGGUAUACCGCAGAACUAGACUCGACACUACAACACAGCUGCUAAUAGGGCCCCUUAAUCCCCAGUCUUCUGCACAAUGACAGCCGAGGAACUCAAAACAGAGGGACCCCAGAACAUAGCCAUGGAGGGGACAGACAUCACUCCAAAAUGCGACCAGGGGGUGCUGAAGCUGAUAAAGAAGGAAGGCACAGGGGAGGAAUGUCCUAUGAUUGGGGACAAAGUUAGUGUACAUUAUACAGGAUGGCUAUUGGAUGGGACUCAGUUUGAUUCCAGCAGAGAUAGGAAGGACAAAUUCACAUUUGACCUGGGGAAAGGACAAGUUAUCAAGGCAUGGGACAUUGCUGUGGCAACUAUGAAAAUUGGAGAGAUUUGUCAAAUUAUUUGUAAACCAGAGUAUGCCUAUGGGGCUUCAGGCAGUCCUCCUAAAAUCCCACCCAAUGCUGUGUUGGUUUUUGAGGUGGAGCUUUUUGACUUUCAAGGUGAAGACCUCUCUGGGGAAGAUGAUGGCGGAAUCAUACGAAGGAUUAGAGUUAAAGGCGAAGGCUACUCCAGGCCCAAUGGUGGGGCUAUAGUGGAGUUGUAUUUGAGGGGUACACAUGCUGAACGAGUAUUUGAUGAAAGGGACUUGCAGUUUGAAGUAGGAGAAGGAGAAAGCCUUGGGAUCCCACCUGGUGUAGAGAAAGCUGUACAGCAGAUGGAGAAGGGUGAAGAAGCAGUGCUGUAUCUGAAGCCGAAAUAUGGGUUUGGAAGUGCUGGCAACGAAAAAUUCCAGAUCCCUCCUGGUGCUGAUGUGCAAUAUGAAGUCAAACUUAAAAGCUUUGAAAAGGCAAAGGAGUCUUGGGAAAUGAACACGGAGGAAAAGCUGGAACAAGGACUUCUGGUUAAGGAGCGGGGAACACAGUUUUUUAAGGAAGGUCGUUACCGUCAGGCUGUUAACCAGUAUAAGAAAAUCAUGUCAUGGUUGGAACAUGAGUCGGGUCUCUCACCAGAAGAGGACAGCAAAGCAAAAUCACUGAUCCUUGCAGCCUCCCUUAAUUUAGCUGCUUGCUUCCUAAAACUAGUGGAACAGCGUGCAGCCCUGGAGCAUUGUCAGAAGGCUUUAGAGUUGGACCCUGUUAAUGAGAAAGGCCUGUUCCGACGAGCUGAAGCCUACAUGGCGGUGAAUGAGCUGGAGCUAGCACGGGAGGAUUUCUUGAAAGUGCUCCAACAGUAUCCAAAUAACAAGGCUGCAAGAGUUCAGCUAGGGCAGUGCCAGCAACGCAUCCGCCAGCAGCAAGAAAAAGAGCGGAAGAUCUAUGCUAAUAUGUUCCAAAGACUGGCAGAAAAGGAGAGCAAGGAGGAAACCAUGCAAGUUUCACAGCAACAACCUUCCAACAGUGAUGUCGAGAUGAGUGAUGGAAAAGCAGUGAAUGAAGAAACUGAGCCAGACGCAGCCAUGGACAGUUCAUCCGCAUAGAAUCUUUAGAAAUCUGUAUUAUCAGGACUCAAAUUACUUUAUGUUAAAGGAAGUGAGGGAUGUUGCAGGGAUGGUGUGAACGGUUUGCGGUACAGACAUAACACACUCUCUACCCUCCUCUUGAGCUGUGGUGGCAUUUUUUGGGGGGUUCUUUUCAUUCCAGCCUCUUCACACAUUGUGUCUCAGGAUUUUCUGCUCAAUGCUUGGCUUGAUAAAGGGCAGAAUGUGUAUAGACUGUUCCUACCAUAUUUGGGCCCAUUCCCGGACCUGGAAGUCGUUCUAUUUAAUCCCCUCCAGUAUGUGUUCUCUGAAGAGGGUUAUGAUAUCCUUAAUUAUUCCCCUUUCUUGUCACGGUUCAGCAGCUAUAGAACAUUUUAGUUUCUCAUGAAUCUUACCUACUUGGAAUCUUGUAUCUACCUUCAUCAUUCUCUGUUUCUCAAUUGUCCUCUACCCUCCUUGUUUUGUCCCAAUGUUUCUUAUACCUUUGUAAUAUUGUUUCAUUGUGUUAAUAUCCUGUACAUUUUAAAUAAAUGAAAUGGUUUUUCAUGUGUUCUUCAGGUGGGGCAUGAGAUUUUAUUAGCAUUCUUAUGCUUUUCGUAUGUAUAUGGGUUAAUCCUGAUUUUUGUAUGUGUGUAAUUUUUUAAUUAAAAUUUGUAUAUAUA
Messenger RNA from Bombina bombina (fire-bellied toad), 2238 nucleotides. RefSeq names its product FKBP prolyl isomerase 4 (gene FKBP4). Bases 197 to 1576 code for a protein of 459 amino acids. The record is from RefSeq and is a predicted model, not a curated record. The transcript has 10 exons. NCBI's taxonomy places the organism in Eukaryota, Metazoa, Chordata, Amphibia, Anura, Bombinatoridae. Gene Ontology annotation, molecular function: peptidyl-prolyl cis-trans isomerase activity; protein binding.